Tarenaya hassleriana is the source of this 1466-nucleotide messenger RNA. RefSeq lists its product as uncharacterized. The transcript is spliced from 4 exons. The annotation marks the transcript as partial. Lineage: Eukaryota; Viridiplantae; Streptophyta; Magnoliopsida; Brassicales; Cleomaceae. The record is from RefSeq and is a predicted model, not a curated record.
GCAAUGCUGACUCAACCUUUGCCCAAUACAACACGCCUAAGCACACUGAGCUUUUGGCUGGUAUUCGAUUACCGGCCAUCGACAUAUCUAGUUUCGAGCUGAACCCGUCUACUAUUCAGAUGUUGGGCAACAAUGCUUUCCGGGGUAGGCCGAACGAAGACCCGAACACACAUUUAACUUGCUUUAAGAUGAUGUACCGUUCUAUCAAGAGAGAUAACAGGGUGAAAGAGGAUACACUUCGCUUAAUUGCUUUCCCCUGGACUCUCCUGGAUGCUGCUUUGGAAUGGUGUUAUGAUUUGAUACCUGAUUCAAUCCACACCUGGGAACAGUUGGAAGUGCAGUUUAUGUCAAAAAUUUCCCCAGCUCACCGCACUCAAGCCAUUCUUUCUGGCAUUCAUUCAUUCAAGCAAGAUCAUGGGGAAAGUCUUUAUGACGCUUGGAAGAGGAUGGAUACCAAGACCUUGAUCCGGGCAUCUUGCGGUGGGAGCAUCCAGAACAAGUCAUUCGCUGAGCUAGAAGAACAUAUUGAGAUGAUGGCCCAAGAAGAAGACGCUCCGAAUGAGUACUCUAGAGAUUUGCCAAGGAAAGGCAAUGAUCAAACCAUACAUAUGGUUCUCGAACAAUUGGUUGUCCUCUAUGCUAAGCUCGAGGAUUCCACUCGAUCCUCUAGGACCGAACAUUCGACGCCAACACAAGAGGAGCUCGGUAUGUACGCACUAGAUGAGAGAAUCGAAGGUGUGAACUAUGUGGCCAAUAACCCCUACUCGAAUGCGUACAAUCCGUGGUGGAAAAAUCAUCCCAAUCUCUCAUACAAGUCAAACAAUGUUGAGAAUCCCACGUCGAACAACUUCAGAUUUUUGCAGAGUCAAGAGAAGACGAAUCAGGAAUUUCGAGCUCAGUUCGCAAGCAUCGAGGCUCACUUCAAGAACAUAGACAACCAGAUUGCUCAGCUGGCAUCAGCCAUUCAAAGACAAUCUGGGUCUCUUCCAGGUAACUCUGAGACUAACCCUCGUGCACAUGUACCGAUGGUUGAGCAAGGCGAUAGCUCGAGAUCCACAGUUUUAGACACUAUUGAUGAUACACCUGAGCCAGCUUACGUGCCUCCUCCUCCUAGACCACCACCAGUACCGUUUCCAUCUCGCCUGAGGAAGCACAACGAAGAUAGCCAAUUCGCGAAGUUCGUUGAGAUGCUAAAGAAACUCGAGGUAACCAUGCCAUUCACUGAUGCUAUUUUGCAUAUUCCCUCAUAUACGAAGUACCUCAAGGACAUUCUGACCAAGAAGAGGAUCGAUGAGAAAGAAACUGUGGCGCUUACUGCCGAAUGCAGCGCUUUGAUCCGCUCCCGCUUAAGCGGUCCGAUCCAAGUAGCUUUUCAAUCCCUUGUAAAUUGGGAUGUGCCGCUGAAAGUCGGAAAUUUCUAUAUCCCGGUUGAUUUCAUGGUUCUCGAUAUGGACGAAGACUCUAAG